Electrophorus electricus (electric eel) is the source of this 6028-nucleotide messenger RNA. RefSeq names its product coiled-coil domain containing 85C, b (gene ccdc85cb). Gene Ontology annotation, cellular component: apical junction complex. The record is from RefSeq and is a predicted model, not a curated record. NCBI's taxonomy places the organism in Eukaryota, Metazoa, Chordata, Actinopteri, Gymnotiformes, Gymnotidae.
CAAUGCUCUAGCAUAAUCUCAGUCUAAUCUCCAGAAUUCUGAGAUUUCAAAUUGAAAAUCAUUUGUCCGUUAUCUGCUUCACGAAAACAUUUGGUUCUGGAGGCCGUUCUCAUAACUGGAAGGUAAUAUGAUAAAGCCUUCGCCAGUGUGCUGUUUGUGGAGAUAGGUACGUUAUAGUCUACUUUUAGAUUACGAUUUCGCUGGGUUAUUGAAACCCAGCAACGUUUCUCACCUUUUCGAUAAUCUUACGAAAUGCACUUCUAAAAGUGUUCAAUUUUGCGGUAUUGUAGGAGACGUCGUACUGUCCAUAACAUGACUGGUGCUCAAUUUUUUUUUCUCGAUAAAACCACGGGAUUUCGAGGAGGGUUAUGACAGAGGCGUUGGUUCGUAAGUGAUAGUUUAUUUUGUCGAAUAAUGUUGCGUGGCAUGGCUAUCCUGUUGCUUUUCCCCUUUAAUGUGAUCAACGUAAUCCAUUAAAGAUCACUGAUGCAUUAACCGCUACUGGAUUCCAAUUCGAGCAUGCCAAAGCAAAUAAAGCUUGCCUGUCUCGUUUGAUAAAAUUGCUACACUGAUACUAGCGAUGGCAAAACAUUUAUCCGAUGGAGCAAGUGAGGACCUUGAUAAGGUUUCUGAUGAUGAGCUGUUGAGGUGGACCAAGGAAGAAUUGAUCAUAAGCCUAAGGAAAGUCGACAGUGAGAAAAUGAACUUGAUGAUUGAGCAUGGGAACAUGAUGAAGGACGUCAAUCAGAGGCUGCAGGUACACCUUCACGAGAUACGAAAUCUGAAAGAAAUCAACCAAAAAUUGCAGGAUGACAACCAGGAGCUCAGGGAGCUCUGUUGCUUCCUGGACGACGACAGGCAAAAAGGCAAGAAAACGUCACGGGAGUGGCAGCGGUUUGGGAGAUACACGGCGAGCGCUCUGUGGAAAGAGGUGGGUACGUACCAGCAAAAGCUGAAGGAGCUAGAGACCAACCAAGAAACUGUGAUGCGCGAGAACGCGGACUUGAAAGAGAUCAUCUUCAUGCUAGAUGACGAGAGAAACGGAGCUGGUUCUAGAAGUUCCAUUGACAGCCAGUCCAGUCUAUCUAAUUUGAAUGGGUGCUCUGGUACUAUGCGAGAUGUUGGGGAUGGGAGCAGUACAUCUAGUGGAGGAAGUGCUGGUAGCCCUGAUCACCAUAACCACAUAAGCAAAACAGUGGAGCCAAAGAUUGGUACAAUGAGGAGGUCAAUGGAUGAUCUUUCUACUCCCCAUCAUUACAGAAGUACUCCAAAUGGACUGAAUGAUGCUUCUUCAAACUACAUACGCCAGCUGGAGACCAAGGUACGGAUUCUUGAGAACAACAACAGCAAACUUCUGUCACAGCCCUGUAGCCGUUACAGCUUAUCUAAGAUACCAUUGAAGUGCAACCCUGGGGACCUGCGCUCCUUGCGGAAGGGCAUGACUCUCUACCACUCAGAGUCCCAGCUGUCAUCCCUACCCCAACGCCAUGAAGCCCUGCUCAAUAGGACAGGGCGGCUACAGACAAGCGAGUCCUCACCGUCCACAGGGUUCAUCUCCUCCAUGCAGAAACCUGAAGCAGUAGUUCAUGCCAUGAAGGUCUUGGAGGUUCACGAAAACCUGGACAAGCAACUUCCAGAUGACUAUGAGGAGGACCUAAGUGAGAAAGAGAAGGCCAUUGUGCGAGAAAUGUGCAAUGUGGUGUGGCGUAAGCUGGGAGAUGCAGCUGGAUCAAAGCCGUCCAUCCGACAGCAUCUCUCCGGAAAUCAGUUCAAAGGCCCUCUGUAGCAGUGGUGGCCCUGUGGCAGCUUAGAACAAAGACCCAGUUCACCUCUCAGUACUCCUUAGUAGCCCCUGACAUUCCUUCACACCUAACCACAGAACAGCCCAAUAGUCAUCUCGGCUCCACUUGAUACCACUUCCAACCAGUGCUUUGGUCAUGGAGUUCCUUCAGAGUCCCCAGUCAGUUGUUCUGCACCAGCAGGUCCACUGUUUUUUGUUUGUUUGUUUGUUUGUUUGGGGGGGUUUUUGUUGCCAAAUCAUUGUUCCUGGUUUAAGCAUGGGCAAAAACCCUUUUGUGAUUUGGUGCUGCUGAGCCCUUUGCUCUAUUUAAAGGGGAAGUUAACCCAAAAUCACCUCUGAUCACCGUUAAUUGUGUUUUGGAUAUUUUCUAGAAGUCUCAAAAGUUUUUGUAUCAAUAUAUGUACAUUUCCUGCUUUUUAUUUCCACAAGUUACCAUUAGCUCAACUAAAUUACAAUCAAAGCCAUUUAUAAAUGUACUCCAAUUGAUUUGUCAGUAUUAAUUUGCUUGAAGUAUAUGUCUUAAGAAAACUAAAAUAUAUUUUUAAUCAUGAGGUCAACAUAUUCCCCGAGUCAGUUCAUUCUUUUCUUUGGUUCGUAUUUUUGGAUUCCUGGACAAACCGCUCGUUUUUGUUUAUAAACAGGAGACAUCAGUGUAAAACUCACUGGCAGUGUUUGUUUUAGUUACUGUUUGUUUGUUCAUUCUGCGAUCUGUAUCAUGAUUUGCACUGCUUUUGUUCAAAUUUUCUAUUUUUACUUUUUCACAUUAAGCUAAUUGGGGCCACAAGUAAUACACCACCAUGAAUGUGGCUCAAACUGAUAUUGGCCACACCACACUAUCUUCAAAACAACCCACAUCAGAGACUACCUCAGUCCAGGAAGACAUCCCCACUCAGCAGAUGAAUACAGUCAUUCACUGAAGCACAAAAGUAGAAGAAGCAAAACUAAACCUUUACAUCUACAAAAGUUGAUUCUUGGUGAAGGUUUAUGAAGAACAGUUCUGUCCCUGUCAGACAAGGCUUGUGUUUACAAUGUGUGUGAUGCCAUUGGAGUUAAGUGGGGAUGGGGAACUAAGUAAUUGAUAUAAAAACUGUAUGAGGAGCCUAGAAAUAAUUUAGUAAGUACUUAGAAGGGGUCAAGGGUAAAUUAAGGUGAACACCUGAUUUAAUGAUACACACUGCCCAUGGGUUAAAUCACAUAAGUGUUACCUACUGUGAAAUAUUGCCCCAAGUCUUUGUGCAUAAGUAUUGUACUUUGUAGAAACUUUUGAUCAUGUGUAAAAUAAUGUACAAAAGCGUAGUCAUGUUGUUAUUACUUAUUUCAUAAGUGUUGCUUUCAUCUUUUUAGUGGCCAAGUGUAUUUGUUUUUGUUAAAUAAAGACACUACUAAAGAAUGACAGGAUUUUUAUAACGAUACUUCUAUGUUUACAUUUUCCCUUGUUUGCAGGAGAUGGGUACAACCAACCAUAGUUCAAACUGGGUGAAACUGCAAUUUGGUUUCACUCAUGUAGGUGUCUCGCUGUCUUUUUAACAUGUUGUCAAAUUUUAACAUAGCCGGCAAAAUACAAGCCGGCAAAAGAUCAAAAACGCACUCUAUCCAAGAAUAUAGCAGUACACUUCAUUUUCCAAAACCAGCCAUGUCACAAUUUACAAUAGUGUGCUGUGCAUGGUUGACAAUCAUGUUCCCUGAAUCUUUAGAACAGACAGUUGCAGAAUCAUGCAGGAACUUUAGAACUUUUUAUUUAAUAGCUAUAAUGCAGUUAUGUCUAUCAGAUUAUUACCCAACGUUGUAGCUCUGUUUAGCAUAGCUGAACAAAGUCUUCAGCUCCCUGCUAACUUGUUACCAAGCUAAAUAAUUACUUAUUUGUUUAAUAUUACAAUAAUUAAAUGUCUCUUUUUUAGAACUGUUCUACAUGUUUAUAAGCUUUUCUGAAGUACUGGAUUUAGCAUAUUAUUUUCAGACAUUCUGAUGCAUGUUAAUGAGUGUCUUUGUGUAGGAUUGUGAACUUUCCUUUAGGGAUCUCAGAUCAAAAAAUACAAGGUCUGUAUUAGGGACAUUUACAGGCAUAUUAUGGGCUAAAUGCGAAAUGCUUUUUCAGGCAGAGAUAUAUUAAUUAAUGUUAUUCCGCAUGAGACAAUCAGAAGUGUUUCUUCUUAAGGGAAGGUUCUGGUGAUUGAUUAGUUCAUCCAGUGAUAGAAGAGCUUGUUCAAGUUCUCACUUUUCCAAAUUAGGACAUGCUGUCCCAUUUUUUGCUUAAGGUGGAAAAGUGAACAAAGGAUCAUUAAAAUGUGCUUUUUUGAAAUUGAUUUUAAAAAUCCAUUUCUGAUCUGCUGCCUUUUUUGAACAUGGGUUGUGAUUUGAACCCUAUGGACAUUUAGCUUGUGGUAUUCUCCAGAUACAUGUGUAAAACACUAAACUUUAAAUCAGGAGUAUUAUUGGUAAGUGUUUUCUUUAUUAGCAGAAUAAUUCCAGAAGGCAGACCUUUGCUACAAAUUGGGCUAUUAUUUUUAGUGUAAAAUUUUAUUAAGGUUGUUGUACAAAAUGGAGUAGCAGACCACUUUUACAUGAUUUUGUCAAUAAACCACUUGUUACUUUCAGUCGUUUUCUGUGCUUUCUGCAAAAACAUCCUGAAAUGAGGUGCAGGUAAACCUGACUUCCCUAUCUUACUAUACAAGUAUCAAGAUGUUACCAUAUAUUUAACAAGAACCAUGUUUUAGGAAUCCAUUCUUGCAUUGUUUCAUUCGUGGGAUAUAUAAGCCAAAAUGAAAAAUAGGCUGUGUGCACCCCCACCUUGGUGACUUUGAAAAGAUUACAGCUUGCAAGAGCAGUCCAGUUGAGCACUCCUAAUAUAGCUAAUUUUACCAAUCACACCAACACAUCCAUUUGUUGUUCAUGUCAGUCAUGUUUGGUCAAAGUAUAUGGGGCAGCUUGAGAUGUCAAACCAUUGUUCUUCUGUUAGUGUUCUAGUUACAUAUUUACAUUGACUAAGCAAAACAGCAGCUUCAAAAGCUAGAAGUAGACAGGUUUCAGGUUGACUGAGAAGUUUGUUUGGGGAGGGCAGGGACUUCCACAAGAGUGAUUUGAGGCACUUUCAUUUGCAAUACCCUACAAUACACUAUACAUACUAGCUAGACUGAAGAUAUAAAAUGCUACGCAGAAGGAAGCCAGUUAGACUUCGUGCAUGUAUUGGAAGAUUGCCCGAAUGAAAGGUAAAAAGGUCAUUGUGCAUAUCCAUUUGGCCUAAAUCUUCCUUUAAUUGCCCCAAACAUGCACAAAAUAAACAACAACAAAUAGUUUGAUGAAAGCAGAACAGGGAAAAGACUUUUAUUACCCCAAGAGCCAAAGAAAUAAAAACAAACUGGUGGGUACAGGUGUGAUGUAGGCACAUCAGAUUCUAGCCUAAGGCACAUCUGGAAAAGCUAAAAUGAAGAUGUCUCCAUAGUCAUAAAAAAGUAUUUACAAAAUAUUCUCCUUUAUGCAUUUUAACUGGUGGAUUAAUGGCUGAAUCCAUUUGAUGAAGGGUGGUCAUUUAACCAUAGCUCAUGUAAAUAAAUAAGAAAUGCUUUCAACAUAUUUGGAUGAAAAAGACCACUAUGAGCGUGUAUUGGCAUCAUUUGUAUAAGUAACAAAAUAUUUAUGCAUUCUGUUGUACAACAGUAUAAAUGAACACCAAGAAGAACUACAAGCUAGUUUAGACAAAAGGUGACUGAGGGUAACCCUGCACGAUUUGUACAACCUGGAAUUCGUAUUUUCAAAAGGCCCAAGCCAUUUCCAUCCCAGACAUGUAUGGUAUGCAUAUACAGUUCUGAACAAGGAACAUUCCCUUCAAAGAAAUAAUUAUAAUCUUCUGGCUCCAGAGAAAAUACCUCUUCAGGAGUAUUCCGGCCAAGGACAUGUCUGAUAUUCACAGAUUUUUAAUCGACACAUUAGGAGACACAUUAUGAGUCUGAAUUCCAUUCCACCAACUGUACUGGUUUUACUUAGAGGAAAGACCAGUUUCUGGAAGUACACAUCCUGCACUGGUGGAUUACUUGAGCCUGGAUGCUCUUUUAAUGCUGAUCCAAAAUAAUUUUGUCUUUUACAUUUAGGAUGGUCAAUGUCAAAUUGAAGUGGAAAAGGGAUUUCUUUUCAAAGAUGUAUAUUUUUUAUUUGUAUCCUUAUAACAGAAUACAGGUAAUAGUUAUAUAGUUAAUCAAAAGUCUGAUGGUGCAUUGCAUGACUACAUAACAG